Messenger RNA from Carlito syrichta (Philippine tarsier), 1209 nucleotides. It is a transcript of the gene TMEM170A, whose product is annotated as transmembrane protein 170A. The record is from RefSeq and is a predicted model, not a curated record. Gene Ontology annotation, cellular component: endoplasmic reticulum membrane. The transcript has 3 exons. Bases 99 to 533 code for a protein of 144 amino acids. Gene Ontology annotation, biological process: endoplasmic reticulum tubular network organization. NCBI's taxonomy places the organism in Eukaryota, Metazoa, Chordata, Mammalia, Primates, Tarsiidae.
GGCUGGAGGAGACGCUGAGGCGGCCGAGGUGUGCCGAGCCGGCCUCUGCGCCACCUCAGGCGCUAGUCCCUCAACUCUCUGCGGUGAAUGGCGACGGGAUGGAGCGCGAGGGGAGCGGCGGCAGCGGAGGGUCGGCCGGGCUUCUGCAGCAGAUCCUCAGCCUGAAGCUGGUGCCGCGGGUGGGCAACGGGACCCUGUGCCCCAACUCCACUUCUCUGUGCUCCUUCCCAGAGAUGUGGUAUGGUGUGUUCCUGUGGGCACUGGUAUCUUCUCUCUUCUUUCAUGUCCCUGCUGGAUUACUGGCCCUCUUCACCCUCAGACAUCACAAAUAUGGUAGGUUCAUGUCUGUAAGCAUCCUGUUGAUGGGCAUCGUGGGACCAAUUACUGCUGGAAUCUUAACAAGUGCAGCUAUUGCUGGAGUUUACCGAGCAGCAGGGAAGGAGAUGAUACCAUUUGAAGCUCUCACCUUGGGCACUGGACAGACAUUUUGUGUUGUGGUGGUCUCCUUUUUACGGAUUUUAGCUACACUAUAGCGUAAACCCCUAUGUUGAGAUGUUGAACCCAAGUUUUAUAGAAUCCUCAAAAAGAGUAUGUUAUGGAGUACAAUGUUUUCUUAGUUCUUCAAAUGGAAGCAGCUUGGAUGAAUAAGAAUGUGAAGACAAUAUCUCAGCUCUUUAGCUCUUUCUUCAGUUUGAAGCUCCUGGAAUUGAAGAUUUUUGAACUCCUAUCAUUUUCAACCAAAACAAAACAAGUUUCUUGGCUUUCUUUUUUGUGGAUAUUUAAUUUAAGCAGUUUUACGUGUGCACCUUUACCCACACCAAGUUAACAAUGCCUUUGGGUUGGCGUCCCUUGCACUGAAAUGUACAGAAUUGUGACAUAAUGCAGUGCCACAUAUUUCAAAGAAACUAUGAGAGAUACUGGUGUAUUUUAGAUGAGCAGAGUAUGCUGUAUUAAAAUCUUAGUUGGUCUCAUCUUGAUUAAAAUAUGGCAAAUUCUUCUUUUGCUAUAUCUUAAUGACAGUAAGUGCCAAGUAGGUUUUGGUUACGUGUAGCUUUGAAAACAAAUUUGGUGAAAUAAGACAGGAAAAAAAAGUUGAAGUAUAACUCAAGUAGUGGCAUUGCUCUAUUUAAAAAAAAAGUAAAUAACACUGAAUAAUGUGAAAUUUUCUAGAUAACUGUCUUGACCUCUGAUUAUUUAAUAUAUUUUUUA